Andrographis paniculata is the source of this 1739-nucleotide messenger RNA. Its product is annotated as la-related protein 6B. The transcript is spliced from 10 exons. Lineage: Eukaryota; Viridiplantae; Streptophyta; Magnoliopsida; Lamiales; Acanthaceae. Bases 178 to 1491 code for a protein of 437 amino acids. Gene Ontology annotation, molecular function: mRNA binding. Gene Ontology annotation, cellular component: nucleus. The record is from RefSeq and is a predicted model, not a curated record. Gene Ontology annotation, biological process: RNA processing.
UUGUCUGCGUCCCUUCUUUCCGCUUCUUCUCACAGUCGCCCUUUCUUCUUUUCACUUUCUCCUCACAGUCGAAGGAUUUCUACUCACUUUCUACAGUGGAACCCAAACGAUUUCUUCCUGCUCUUUGAUCUACGGAUCAUUCAACUGAUUUCGGUUCCGCCAAUCGAUCCAACUCCCAUGGAUCAAGACCAUCCCUCCGCCGAUUCUUUGGCCUCGCCCGCCACCAAGAAGCUCAACGCCAAGGCGCCAGAAUUCGUGCCCCGCUCCUCCUCCUCCUCCUCCGCCGCCGCCGCCGCCGCGCCUCCUCCGCCUCCGCCGCUUUUGCAGCCGGUCUACGCCCGGCCGCCUUCUUUCGGACCGCCGACUUACUACGGAUACGAGAAUUUCUACCAGCCCGGCGUGGCGCCGUUUUACGGUUACAAUGUGAAUCCGGUCGGCGGAGUGGAGUUUUCUGCUGAUGGAAACAAUGGCGGCGGCGCGCCUCCGGCCUCCAAGAAAACUGGAUUGCCGGAUGCGCAUCAGAAGAUUAUCAAUCAGGUAGAGUUUUAUUUCAGUGAUAUCAAUCUGGCUACAACUGAUCAAUUAUUUAAGUUCAUGAGCAAAGAUCCGGAUGGAUAUGUGCCGCUUUCUGUUGUCGCAUCAUUCAAGAAGAUCAAAUCUGCUGUUUCUGAUAGUACACAGCUUGCUAAUAUUCUGCGAAGCUCCAAUAAACUAUUAGUCAGUGAAGAUGGGAAAAAGGUUAAGCGCCAACAUCCGUUGACUGAAUCAGAGAUGGAGGAGCUGCAAUCUCGUAUAAUUGUUGCUGAAAACUUACCUGAGGAUCAUUCUCACCAGAACUUGAUGAAGAUUUUUUCUUCAGUAGGGAGCGUGAAGUCUAUUCGCACCUGCCCCCCUCAGAAUUCCAAUGCUGGUUCAUCAUCUUCUUCCAAAUCAGGAAAAGAUGGGUUACAUUCGAGUGGCAAGUUUCAUGCUUUUGUGGAGUAUGAAUCUGUUGAAGCAGCAGAAAAAGCCGUUGCUGAUCUGAAUGAUGAAGGCAAUUGGAGAAACUGCCUAAAAGUUCGAUUGCUGAAUAAAAGUUCGGUGAAACCUGCUAACACAAGAGGGAAGAAAGCUAAUCGCGAAGUUCAGCUUGCUGGCGGCAAGCGAGACGAGGCAGUUGCGCCAGAGAUGCAAGGCUCAAAAGAUAAUCACUCAGAGGAUGCAUUACGACAAUCCGAUGCUCAAAAUAUUGAGCCUCAGAUGGAGAAUAACGCAAAAGGAAACAAUGUGCAUAGAAAAGGGCGCAACAGCGGCGGAGGCAAGGGUAAAGGAAAGGGGCAAGGACGUGGUCGGGCUCAUCACCCGGGGGGGCAUGACGGAAAUGUGGUGGGAUCUCCGCCAUGCGAAGCUCCUGUAGGCACAGCGAAAGCAUCUCCCGUCCCUCGCAUGCCGGACGGCACGAAGGGAUUCUCGAUGGGUCGAGGCAAGGCUGUAGCUGUAAAAACUGCUUGAAACGGUAAUAUUGAUAUUUCUAUUCUCGAGAAAAAGGGCGGAAGGGAAAGCAUGUUGAUAUUAAUGUCGAUAUAUCAGCUUCUGUCUUCGGAACCCCUUUUUCGAAAUAGCCUUACUGCAUAUCAUAAAAAUGGUAUAAACUACAGAUGGCUGAGUCCGAUAUAUGAUAUAAUAUGAUAUGAUAUGAUAUGACGAAUGAUAUUGAAUUGCGACUGACUAUAAUAUGGCCCGUUUUUUCGGUUUGUUUU